Molecule: messenger RNA, 6582 nt
Organism: Zeugodacus cucurbitae (melon fly)
Lineage: Eukaryota; Metazoa; Arthropoda; Insecta; Diptera; Tephritidae
Product: transposable element P transposase
Exons: 2
Coding region: 418-2277 (619 amino acids)
Molecular function (GO): sequence-specific DNA binding
Source: RefSeq, a predicted model, not a curated record
UAGACAAUCGAAGGCGAUAACUUGCCAGAUGUAUCUAGACAUCGAUAUUCGUAGUUGCCAGAAUGUUCGAGUGACGAUAACAUGUUAGCAAUCGACUAUAUAAGGGCUGCCGGGCUGGCAGCAAGACACAGUUCUGAUAAGAGAGUUGUCGAGUGAGGACAAUUCUAAGGAGAGAGUUGUCGAGCAAAGUGUAAACAAGUUAUAAGUUAGAGUUGUAAAGUAGAGUAUUGAGUACUAAAGUGUUAAGUUAUAAGGAAUUAGAAAUAAAGAUUAGUGUAUAGCCAUUAAAGUGUGACUUUUAUUUGACAAUCCAGUGAUCGAACUCAGGGUAGAGUUUUGGAGUAAACGACAGAUUUUGGAAAUCCGUUACAAUUGGUGUCAGAAGUGGGAUUGACAAAUAAAAUUCCAUAGCAGAUAAUGGUUAAGUUCAACGAUUUAAAGAUACCACAACUCAAAAAUGAGUUGGAACAACGAGGCCUAGCUACGAAUGGGUUGAAAGCUGAGUUACAAGCUCGUUUGCGAGAGGCGAUGGAAGAAGAAAACAUCAACGUGGACGAAUUUGUUUUUGAAUCGCUGUUAGAGGAAUCAACAACGAAAAUUGAGGAAAAGGAAGAGAUUCCAUGUUCAUCAGGGGUACUGGACAUGAACAAACUUUUGUCUGCAAUAUCGUCACAGUUCCAGGCGCAGGACACACGUUUAACAACAAAGUUGUCCCAACAGAUAAAAGAGCAAAUAACAGAGCUAUCAACGCAGAUAUCAGCUCAAAUAUCGGUACAGUUAAAAGAGCGGAAGUUGGAAGCGAAUGGGAUAUCUUCAGAGUUAGGGAAGCAGAAGGAAGAAUCAAUGGAUGAGACUUCAAAUACAGCGGAUGUGUCAAUACAGCUGGAAACGCAAGACGAGAAUUUGUUAACACAGACCGAAGCGAAUGAUGCAUGUAUGUCAAGGACUUUGGAAGCGCAUGGGCAGAUUUUGUCAACACAGUCGGAAGCGAAUAGGGUGUCCUCACAGUUGGAAAAAGAGGAGGAGGAUGAGUCAAUGGAUGUGGCCUCAAAUAGAACAGAGGUGUCAACACAACUCGUAGUGCAUGGGGAGAAUAUGUCCACACGGUUGGAAGAGAAUCAGACCUGUAUGUUAAGACCUUUAGAAUCGCAUGGACAGAUUUUGUUAACACAAUUGGAAGUGAAUGGGAUAUCCUCACAGUUGAAAGAGGAGGAGUCGAUGGAGGUGACCUUAAAAAGAGAAGAGGUGUCAGCACAGCUGGAAGUGCAUGGAGAGGGUAUACCAUCGCAGGUUUCGGCACAGGUGUCGACACAGUUGAAGGAACAGAAGGUACAUAUAUCGACGCAGGUGAUCCCAGAGAAGACAGACGUGUCAUGGAUAAAAGAUUAUGAUCUGAAGGAAGAAGACUCUCAAACGUCCAAAGAAAGUCCAGAGAAAGAAGAAAAGGCUGCAGAAUCUCUAGUCGCAAAGGCACAGUGCAAAAGCUUCAAGUUAGUGGCUGGUUGCUUAUAUCGGGUAUGGAAAAGUAAAGAAGGACAAAUCUCCCGAUCUUUCAUGGUUGGUCGGAAUGAGAGAUUACCAAAAGUUCACUACGAGAUGCACAAAGGUCCAAGUGAAGUGGACAUAAGAAUCACGGAAACCUUGGGAAGGUUGAAGAAUCAGUUUUGUUUGGUUGGUUGUCGUAAAAUAAUGGGAGAUUGCAUUGCAAAUGAGGUGACGAGUUCCAAGAGUCAUGGUCAGAUGAAGCAGUACAGUUCGGGAACGCCAUUUGAGCAAUUUGCCAUGGUUGUAGCUGGUCCAUUACCUACCAGCACAUCUGGAAACAGGAGUGGUUUGAUGGCUAGGACGGAGAAAACCCCAAUUCGUAGAAAAGAGACUGACGAGAUGACGGACGUGGAUAUCAAAAGUUGGGAGAUGUGCCAGAAGCUAUGUGUCCGGAAAAUAUGUGAAGCUGCAUCACAUCCACGAUUCGAUAUCAUGGUGGAAAGAUUCAUCCGAAAUUUGGAAGAGCAUUUUAGAAAGCUGGUGGACAGGUAUCGUCACAGAUACAGAGGACGUCCAUAUAUCCAUGUUCCUGGAAUCAACGGCGUAGACCACUGCGAGGAUAAUUUUUGGUUACUGAUUGAUUUAAAGUUUAGGAUUAAUGCCAAUGGAGAAAGAAACGCUAAGGAGGACAACAGUGUCCUAAAAGACGAGAUGAAAGGAAGAAAUGCUAAGGGUUUGGUUCUGGAAGUAUGUCUAUUCGGGACGAUCAGACUUAAGUGGAGGGCAGUGUAACGAAAAUGGCACCAGAACAAACUAGAAUAGACAAUCGAAGGCGAUAACUUGCCAGAUGUAUCUAGACAUCGAUAUUCGUAGUUGCCAGAAUGUUCGAGUGACGAUAACAUGUUAGCAAUCGACUAUAUAAGGGCUGCCGGGCUGGCAGCAAGACACAGUUCUGAUAAGAGAGUUGUCGAGUGAGGACAAUUCUAAGGAGAGAGUUGUCGAGCAAAGUGUAAACAAGUUAUAAGUUAGAGUUGUAAAGUAGAGUAUUGAGUACUAAAGUGUUAAGUUAUAAGGAAUUAGAAAUAAAGAUUAGUGUAUAGCCAUUAAAGUGUGACUUUUAUUUGACAAUCCAGUGAUCGAACUCAGGGUAGAGUUUUGGAGUAAACGACAGAUUUUGGAAAUCCGUUACAAUAUAGAGAAGGUUCAUGGUGUGCCAAUUGUCACUCUGGUCCGUUUUUCGAAGGGGUACUCGUUUCUAUAAGCGUGUUUCACCACAUGUAGCUAUAAGCGUGUUUCACCACACCACAGCAGCAAGAGACCCGAAAAUAGACAGAUUGAGAGGAUUUAAUGUUAAAAGAGAAAUUUAAUGUAAAUAUAUUAAAAUGAGAGGGUCAAUGAGGGCGAAAUUGUUCAUAUGUACAUGCAGGUGCUUUUUGGUGGGAAAAAAUGUACAUAUAUGUAUGUAAUUUAUAUUUUUUAAUAAAUAGCAUCCUGGGUAAAUUGCGCCAAAUUUUUUCUUAAAAGAGAUGUAGUAUGUAAAUAUAUAUUAAAAUAGGAGGGCCAAUGCAAUUAUACAUUCACAUGCAAGUGCUUUUUGGUGGGAAAAGUUCUUACAUAUUAUGCAUAUGCAUGUAAUUCGACUUUUUCUUACUACAGUGGAACUUCUCUAACUCGAAUCACCAUAAUCCACAAAAAAACUUCGAGUUAGAGAGACUUCCGAGUUACAGAAUGUAAUUUGUAUGAAUUUUGACUUCUAUUGCCAAUUCAAUAGUUCGAAUUAUGGAGAACUUCGAGUUAGAGCAGUUCGAGUUAUGGAAGUUCAACUGUAUUUUCUAAAACUGCAAAAAUUGCGCCAAAAUUUGUCUUAUAAGAGGAGUAGUAUGUAAAUACAUACAUAUGUAUAUUAAAAUGAGAGGGCCAAUGAGGGCGAAAAGUUCUUACAUAUUAUGGAUAUGCAUGUAAUUCGACUUCUUCUAACUAUUUUCUAAUACUGGAGAAAUUGCGCCAAAAUUUAUCUUAUAAGGGGAGUAGUAUGUAAAUACAUAUAUUAAAAUGAGAUGGCCAAUGAGGGCGAAACAUAUGCACAUACAGGUGCUUUUGAUGAGAAAAGUUCUUACUUUUUCUAAUAAAUAACAAUCUGGGGAAAUUGCGACAAAAUUAAUCUUGUAAGAGAGAAAUCUCAACGGAAUUUCAGUUCUAAAAGAAUUUUGUUGCAUAAAGAUCGUUCCGUUUUUCUCAACAAAACUUUAAGAAUUUUUAAAAAAUUAUGACAUCUAAAAAUAUUAGAAAGUGUCGCGUUCGCGGGUGUUCUUCGGAAUCGGGGGAAAGAUUCUUUUCUUUCCCCAAAGAUGAGGAGCAGUUCCGGAAGUGGGUGGAAAACCUAAAAAUCCCACCAACGCAGGACUUACCAACCCACAAUGCAUUGGUUUGCAUUAAGCACUUUGAUAAAAGUGCAGUGGGUGCGAAGAGGCUAAGGACAAAUGCAGUGCCCACCCUGCAUCUUAGCUACGACGAACCACCGAAGCAUAUAUGCACGCUGCCCCCGACUAUUAGGAGUUGCUGUGUCAGCAGUUGUAGAGCAAAGGGAAACAAGAUUCUCUACAAGUUCCCCAAAAGGGAAGAUGUUCGUCAGAGUUGGGCAAAGGCGUGCAAAUUAAAUGUGUCAGCUUCCGAGUCCUUACACAUCUGCCAGGACCAUUUUGAGUCACAAUAUGUGACUAAGUAUAGACUUUUACCUGGGGCUUUUCCCUGUUUAAGAUUAGAGCCAGCACUGAAUCGUAGCUCCUCAAGUGCUGACUCUGAUUGGGUGUGCCCGCCCGUUACCGAAACUUACAGUCGUCAAAAGGUAGUUUUAGAAAGGGACGAUAUUGAUUUGUUAGAAUUUGAGAAGUAUUCAAUUUUAGAAGGUAAGCGGUUAGGAUUAGGACCCUCAGAUAAUGGCGUAGGCUUCGAACCAAUUGACAGUCGCGAACGAUUUGCUAGGUCGGCGCGCUAUUAUCAAAGUAAUGCGCUGAAAUUAAAUAAAAAGAUUGAAGAGUUGCAGAGGGAGUUAAACAAAUUAGAAACUAAAUAUAAAGACCUGGAAGAUCGUGCAAUAGUUGCAGAUAGUACUUCAAGCGAUGACGCUAUAACUUUCGCUAGGAUGAUCGUCACUAAACGCACUUUCUUUAGUGAAAAAGAAAAAACAUUGGCCCAAAAUAUUAAUUAUAUGUCCACCAAAUCUUACAAUUUCAUGCGUGACGAAUUAGGUUUCGCUUUACCAAGCAAGAGUUCUUUGUUGCGAUGGCGCCCAAUAAGAUAUGUUGUCCCUGGUUUAGAUGCCAAUGUUUUGAGUAAUUUAGACAAGAUAGUCAAAACCAUGUCCGAUUUAGAGCGCAAUUGCGUAAUUUUGUUCGAUGAAAUUAUCAUCAAGUCCGACCUAACUUAUAACAGAGUUAGGGAUGUAAUAGAUGGGUUUGUAGAUUAUGGGAAUGGCCAUCGCGAAAUGGAAAUUGGUAAUAAAUGUUUGUUUUUCAUGGUGAAGGGGCUCAGUUCCAACUGGAAAUAUGUAUUUUCAUAUUAUAUUUCAAAAGGGGGUAUUUUUUCAAAAAGUUUACUGCCAGUUGUGAACAAAAAUAUUUCAGCAUUGAAGUCUAUCGGCCUUAAUGUUAAGGCUUUAAUCAGCGACCAAGGGGCCUCAAACUCUUCCAUUUUUAAUCUGUUUCAAAUUUCUGAGGAAAAACCCUUUUACAUGCACGAAGAUUCAAAACUUUAUUGUUUCUAUGACUAUUGCCAUCUCAUAAAAUCCGUCCGAAACACAUUAAUGAAAUAUGACAUUUCAACUCCUGAUGGAAUAGCCAGUUUUAACGUAAUAAAAAAACUGUACUCAAUAGACCAAUCAAAUACUAAUUUUAAAAUUUGUCCUAAAUUGACCGAGCCCCAUAUAUACCCCAGCGUUUUUGAGAAAAUGUCCGUUAAGCGUGCGACUCAGGUCCUUAGCAAUUCGGUCGCUUCCGGAAUUGAAAUGGCGUUAAGCCAAAAUUUAUUCGGCUCGGACGAAUAUUUGUUAAGAUGUGCGAAGCCUGCGCAGUUAUUUGUUAAGAAAAUGAAUGACCUUUUUGACGAGUUAGAUUGCAAAAUUUUAUAUUCAAAAAAUCCCUUUAAAUGUCCGUUGUCCAGGAAUAAUUUCGAGAAAGUCCAGCGUCUUGUUAGUUAUAUAGGGUAUUUAAAACAACUUAAACUUCCGAACGGUGUCCGCGUAAAGUGUAUUGAGGGUUUUUGUAUUACCAUAAGUGGUAUGCUCAAAUUGAGCGAUGAGCUAUUUAAAGAACAGGGGGAUUUACAAUUUUUAUUUUUGGGAAAAUUAAAUCAAGAUGCCUUGGAAAAUUUUUUUUACCUAGUCCGUGCAAGUCAGGGUAUAAAUACCCACCCUAGUGCUAAUGAAGUUCAGUAUAUUGUAGGUCGUUUAGUGUCCAUGAAAAUUCUAAGGCAUAAUUUUGAGAAAAAGGGUAGCAAUUGUGAGGAAGAUGACGAUGUUAAUUUAGAUUGGAAUUUAGGCCCCGAAGAUCGUCAUCUUGAGUUGCAGGAAAGCGAGCAGGAAUUAGUGCAAUUAGCCACCGAUAUAAAUAUAUCUGGCGAAAAUUUUGCUGAGGAGGGUGACACAGCUGACGUCCACAUCAAGCGGUAUUACACUGGCUAUGGUAUUUACCAAAAAAUUCUGUGUAAGCUUCAUUGCGAAAAGUGCAGAAAGGCAAUGUCGAAGACACAAAGUGAUUUAUCACUUUAUUCGGAGGCUCUUAUCAAAGCCAAAAACUACAAGGAAGACACCGAUUUACGGCUUGUCAAUCCUGAUGAUAGGGUCUUCGAAGUGUGUCGACUGCAAAUGAUGUGGUACGUCGAGCUCUUCAGCAAAUAUGCGCAUUAUUCCAAUGUUCGCCGUCUAAUGUUGUCCGCUAUUAAAGAAAAAACAGAAAAAGUUUUCCCUCUUUGGUUUACAGAAACCGAUGAGUGCCUUCCCCAUAAACUUAAGUUGUUAGAAUACUUAGUGACUGUAUUGUUGUACAAAAACUCGAAAUGGUUUGCGGCGGAGAAACAAAGUGAGGAAAGAAAUCGGAAGCG